Acyrthosiphon pisum (pea aphid) is the source of this 1924-nucleotide messenger RNA. RefSeq names its product leukocyte elastase inhibitor. NCBI's taxonomy places the organism in Eukaryota, Metazoa, Arthropoda, Insecta, Hemiptera, Aphididae. The record is from RefSeq and is a predicted model, not a curated record. The transcript has 7 exons. Bases 296 to 1453 code for a protein of 385 amino acids. Gene Ontology annotation, molecular function: serine-type endopeptidase inhibitor activity.
UAAUUAGGUUUUCACCUGUGCGUGCGUGUGCGUUCGUUAUCAGCGCCGCGGCGGCCGCCGGAAGUGGGUGAUAAUAUUAUUAUAUUACGACCGUUUGAAAAAUUAUGUUAAAUUCUCAGGCAUGACGCAAUUUAAAACCGUGGAAUUACACAUUUAGGUAGGCACGCCGAAAUAAUAUUAUAUACGACGCGACCGCCGAGCCUAUUGCGCGGCAGUUCGUGUGCUGGACCGACUACUGUGCAGAGUUUAGCCGAUCGAUCGAUCACCGUCCUCCGGAAACGCCACCGUCAUCACCAUGCAGGACUCGCCGUCCACAAAUUUCCGUUACACCUCCCUCACGUCAAACUAUUCGUUCACGUUGUUCAAGGAAUUGAGCCAUUCCGUCGAGGGAAACGUAUUCGUCUCCACGUACAGCAUUCAAUUUCUGUUGGUGCUUCUUGCGUUAGGCUCCAAGUCCAAGACCGGCGAUCAACUCAAGACGCUGCUGCGCUUGCCACAAAAGAAUGCAGAGCCGAAUUACGACAAUAUCAAGUCGGUCAUGACAAACAUCGAAGACCCUGACUAUUUCACCACUGCCAAUGCAGUAUUUACAGAUAUGGCAUUCGUUUUGAGAAACGAUUACGUGGAUAAGGUUCGUGUCUAUUUGAAUGCUGAAGUGAAGAGUCUCGAUUUCGCUGGAAAUCCUGAAAAAGAAGUAUCGGAAAUCAACAAGUGGGCCGAACAUAAGACCGACGGAAAAAUUUCCAACAUUUUCGAACCAGGCACCAUUGACAGGGACACAGUGUUGGUUUUGGCUUCGGUCGCAUACUUUCGAAACGCGUGGAAAAACCAAUUCACGGAUACGAAGAACGCGAGUUUCUGCCUUACGCCUUCGAAGCAUAUCGAUGUCGAAAUGAUGCACCAAAGGGGCCUUUUCAGAUACCACCACGACGACCGUUACAAGUUCUCCGCCGUCGAACUGCCUUAUAAAGCGGGUGGUUUCGAUAUGCUGGUCAUACUGCCGGACAGGGCGGACGGGUUGAACGAUUUGGAAAACGCGUUUCUGAAGGACUCGAAAAACUUCGCGUACUUGCAGGGCAACCUGACCGUCCACGAUGUCACGGUGGACUUGCCGAAGUUUAAGUUCGAAUCCGAUGUCAGUCUCAUAAAAACAAUGGAAAAAUUGGGUUGUACCGAGAUGUUCACGUCGAGUGCCGAUUUCUCUUAUAUUAGUACGUCUGGAGCGGGUAAGCUGAAAGUUAGUGACAUCAAACAUAAGGCCUUUGUGAACGUCGACGAAACCGGCACCGAAGCCACAGGCGUCACUGGCUACAGCUCAAAAUACAAAAAGUCAGAAUACAGUCCGAGUGACGUCAAAGCCGUUAAGUUCCAUGCGUGCCAUUCGUUCAUGUUCAUUAUAAAAAAAAACACAAACAUUAUUUUUAUGGGUAGAUUGUCCAACCCGAACCCUUAGUUUAUACAUAUACGGACAUGAAUAUUAAUUAUAUGACACGAGUAUACCUAUAUUAUUAUAGUUAAAUAAAUUUUGAUAUUUUAUUAAGCAGUCAUAAGUAUUUAAUAACAAGUAAUAUAAAGGCUCAUAAUUAAUAUGUACCCAACAUUGUUAAAAUGUUAAAAGAUAAUAUAUUAUCUAACUACGCAGAUUGACUAAAAUGUCUAUUACAAUUGUUUGUAAGUAUAAUAUAGUUUAUACUUUAUAGUAUUCGUAUAGUAUAAUAUAGACAUAUAGACAUAUUAAUAUAUAGUCAUAUAUACUGUAUAGCUAGUGCAACAAUAUUUAUAUAAUAUAAAUUGUUAUGUCUUAGAGUUAAUACAACGGUACGUUGCAGUUGCAAUGUGAUGAGCCAUCUCAUACUAUAUAGUUACUCUACAUUAUGUUAGUUAAUUUUUAUUUUAAAUAUAUUUUAUAUUGUAUCACUGCCAA